AUGCCAUUGGAAGAUUAUCAGAAGAAUUUCUUGGAGCUUGCCAUUGAGUCCCAAGCUUUGAAGUUUGGCUCUUUCACUUUGAAGUCCGGCAGACAAUCCCCAUAUUUCUUCAAUUUGGGUUUGUUCAACACUGGUAAGCUGCUAUCCAACUUGGCCACGGCCUAUGCAAUUGCCAUUAUCCAAUCUGACUUGAAGUUUGACAUCAUCUUCGGUCCAGCUUACAAAGGUAUCCCCUUAGCUGCCAUUGUAUGUGUUAAGCUUGCUGAAAUUGGUGGUUCGAAGUUCCAAAAUGUCCAGUACGCUUUCAACAGAAAGGAGGCCAAGGACCACGGUGAAGGUGGUAACAUUGUUGGUGCAGCUCUAGAAGGUAAGAAGAUCUUGAUUAUCGACGAUGUUAUGACCGCCGGUACUGCCAUCAACGAGGCCUUUGAGAUUAUUGCUGCCAACCAAGGUCAAGUAGUGGGAUCUAUCAUCGCUCUAGAUAGACAAGAAGUUGUCGGCUCGCCAGAUUCUACAGAUAGCAUGAGCGCCACCCAGGCUGUAAGUAAAAGAUACAACAUUCCAGUUCUAAGCAUUGUAUCACUGAGCCAUGUUAUUAAUUUCUUGGAUGGUAGAAUCACCGCUGAGGAGAAACAGAAAAUUGAAGACUACUUGCAAAAGUACGGGGCCUAG
Messenger RNA from Nakaseomyces glabratus, 672 nucleotides. RefSeq names its product orotate phosphoribosyltransferase URA5 (gene URA5). The record is from RefSeq and is a predicted model, not a curated record. Gene Ontology annotation, biological process: pyrimidine ribonucleoside biosynthetic process; 'de novo' pyrimidine nucleobase biosynthetic process; pyrimidine nucleotide biosynthetic process. Lineage: Eukaryota; Fungi; Ascomycota; Saccharomycetes; Saccharomycetales; Saccharomycetaceae. Gene Ontology annotation, cellular component: cytoplasm. Gene Ontology annotation, molecular function: orotate phosphoribosyltransferase activity.